UGGGUGCCACCGCGUCCCUGCCAGCCGGGACGCACCACCGAGGCCUAGAGGCCAGCGGGAGGGGACGCGGGCGGUUCAGCGUCAGGGGAGCCGGAGAAGCCGCGCGGCGCCCAGGCCCCUCAGAGCAGGGCUCUUGCCUCUUCCCGAAAGUCAGCCCGUCUCCCUUCGGGCACGGGCGCCCCGGGACCCCGGGGGCUGCUGAGCUGGGGGGGCGCUCGAGCUGCGAGGAUCCGGGCUGCCCGCAGGACGAGGAGCGGGCGCCCAGGAUGGGGUGCAUGAAGUCCAAAUUCCUCCAGGACAGAGGCAAGGUCUCAAAAACCGAGCCCAGCACCAACCCACACAGCCCUGUGUAUGUGCCAGAUCCCACGUCUGCAAGCAAGCGGCAUCCUGACAACAGCAACAACAACCCACCAGGGUCCACAGUUGCAGGUCCUGAUGACAUCGUUGUGAUUGCCCUUUAUGAUUAUGAGGCCAUUCACCACGAAGACCUCAGUUUCCAGAAGGGAGAUCAGAUGGUGGUCCUGGAAGAGUCUGGGGAAUGGUGGAAGGCUCGAUCCCUGGCCACCCAGAAAGAAGGCUAUAUCCCAAGCAACUACGUUGCCCGCGUUGACUCUCUGGAGACAGAGGAGUGGUUCUUCAAGGACAUCAGCCGGAAGGAUGCAGAGCGCCAACUCCUGGCCCCGGGCAACGUGCUGGGCUCCUUCCUGAUCCGGGACAGCGAGACCACCAAAGGAAGCUACUCGUUGUCUGUGCGAGACUAUGACCCCCAGCACAGGGAUGCGGUGAAACAUUACAAGAUCCGGACCCUGGACGGUGGGGGCUUCUACAUCUCCCCACGGAGCACCUUCAGCACCCUGCAGGAGCUGGUGGCCCACUACAAGAAGGGGAGUGAUGGACUCUGCCAGAAGCUGACAGUGCCCUGCAUGUCCUCCAAGCCCCAGAAGCCGUGGGAGAAAGAUGCUUGGGAGAUACCCCGGGAAUCCCUCAAGCUGGAGAAGAAACUUGGAGCCGGGCAGUUUGGGGAAGUCUGGAUGGCCACCUACAACAAGCACACCAAGGUGGCUGUGAAGACGAUGAAGCCAGGGAGCAUGUCUGUGGAGGCCUUCCUGGCAGAGGCCAACCUGAUGAAGACUCUGCAGCAUGACAAGCUGGUGAAGCUGUAUGCAGUGGUCACAGAGGAACCCAUCUACAUCAUCACGGAGUUCAUGGCCAAAGGAAGCCUGCUGGACUUCCUGAAAAGUGCGGAGGGCAGCAAGCAGCCGUUGCCCAAGCUCAUUGACUUCUCAGCCCAGAUUGCAGAAGGCAUGGCCUUCAUCGAGCAGAGGAACUACAUUCACCGAGACCUCAGAGCCGCCAACAUCCUGGUCUCUGCGUCCCUGGUGUGUAAGAUCGCCGACUUUGGCCUGGCACGUGUCAUCGAGGACAACGCAUACAUGGCUCGGGAAGGGGCCAAGUUCCCCAUCAAGUGGACAGCCCCUGAAGCCAUCAACUUUGGCUCUUUCACCAUCAAGUCAGACGUCUGGUCCUUUGGUAUUCUGCUGAUGGAGAUCGUCACCUAUGGCCGGAUCCCUUACCCAGGGAUGACAAACCCUGAGGUGAUCCGGGCACUGGAGCAUGGAUACCGCAUGCCUCGACCAGAGCACUGCCCCGAGGAGCUCCACAAAAUGAUGACACGCUGCUGGAAGAACCGCCCUGAGGAGCGGCCCACCUUCGAAUAUAUCCAGAGUGUGCUGGAUGACUUCUACACGGCCACUGAGAGCCAGUACCAACAGCAGCCGUGAUGGGCACACCCGGGCGGGGUCUAAGAGGUGCCUCCAGCGCCAUCUGCCUGGUGCAAGCUCACCCUUCCCAGUCCCAGGCACCACCCACCCCCAGUUCCAGCCACAGUUCCUCAUCUGUCAAGGCGCUGAACCGGAACAAUCUCUUUUUGACUCCAGCAAUCUACAAUCCGCCCGCCUCAGGAGACCCCAAGUUGAUAUUUCUAUUGCCUGGGACAGCUGGAUUCCAGUUGCAGCUGUGGUUUGGAUGGGAAACUUUAAAAAUAAUGCAAUAAAUAUUUAAAUAAAAGAUACAAAUGCU
This is a messenger RNA of Leptonychotes weddellii (Weddell seal), 2079 nucleotides long. RefSeq names its product HCK proto-oncogene, Src family tyrosine kinase (gene HCK). Gene Ontology annotation, biological process: protein phosphorylation. Gene Ontology annotation, molecular function: protein tyrosine kinase activity; protein binding; ATP binding. The record is from RefSeq and is a predicted model, not a curated record. Lineage: Eukaryota; Metazoa; Chordata; Mammalia; Carnivora; Phocidae.